Messenger RNA from Acanthoscelides obtectus, 488 nucleotides. Lineage: Eukaryota; Metazoa; Arthropoda; Insecta; Coleoptera; Chrysomelidae. The record is from the annotation of a GenBank genome assembly.
CAAAGUUUACAGUAUUGUGUGUAAUAAUUAUUGUUUGUUCUUGAAUAAAAUCAAGAUAUUUGCAUCGUCAACGCAUGGCUCUUCAGGAGAGACUGUUCAGCAAGAGGAAUCAAAAAAUUUAAACGACUGGUCACUUUCAGAGCUGAAGUUGCACUUGCAAUGUUGCAACAGAAUGCACCAUUACGGCGAAGAGGACGCCCGUCGGAUGCAGAAGUUGAACAGCCUCCACGAAAACGACCUGUUGUGCCCAGACCGAUAGAUGAUGUGAGAUUUGAUGGAUUUUCUCACUGGCCAGAACACAUAGAACCAAAGCAGAGAUGUAGGAAUUGCAUCAAAUCGUAUACGAGAAUUUCUUGCAUGAAAUGCAACAUGCCUCUAUGUUUGUCAAAGGAAAAAAAUUGUUUUAUUAAAUUCCAUAAUCAGUAAUUUUAAAUGUUUACUACUCUUACUACUCUUUUGUUAUAACUAAAAUUAAAUCUAAAAUAAAC